AUGAGGGCUUCCAUUUGGCCAGUCGCAAACUGUCAGAGCGCUGGUGUGUCUGGUGCUGAUGGACUGGAACUAGUGUCAGUGAUGGAGGGAGAUUCAAUCACUCUAAAUCCUGGUGUUGCUGACAUACAGAAAAAUAAGUUGCUGUAUACGUUUGGAGCAGGAAGCACUCUCAUAGCUCUCAGAGAUGGGAAUCACAGCUCAGUAAAUUAUGAUGUCUCUAAUGAGAUAUUCAAAGGCAGAUUACAUCUAGAUCAGACUGGAGCUCUGACCAUCAGUGACAGCAAAACCACAGACUCUGGACUUUAUGGACUGAAUAUCAUAGGAGGACAAGUAGGCCAAGUCAAAAAAUUCAGUGUUAUCAUCUAUUCUCGUCUACCUGCUCCUGUCAUUAUCAGAACUUGCCCACAAAAUUCAUCUUCAUCACUUUCUGAACAUUUAGAAGUGUCCAGGUGUGAGCUGCUGUGUUCAGUGUUGAAUGUGAGUGCUGGGAGUCUCUCCUGGUACAAAGGAAACAGUUUAUUGUCCAACAUCAGUGUGUCUAAUCUCAGCAUCAGUCUCUCUCUACCUCUGGAGAUUGACUAUCUGAAUGAUUCCUACAGCUGCAUGAUUGGUAAUUCGUUCACCAACAGAACUGAACAUUUCAACUUUGACCUCUGCCGUCCAUGUUCAGAAUUGAAACCAUUUUACAUGCAGCUGAUCUGUGUUCCGGCUGGACUUCUGUUUAUCAUAGCUACAAUUUGGAUGAUUUGCAUCUACAAGAAACGCAAAAAAAACAAUCAAGAAGGCAAGUCUGCCAAAUAUUGGUGUCAAUAA
Molecule: messenger RNA, 813 nt
Organism: Danio aesculapii
Lineage: Eukaryota; Metazoa; Chordata; Actinopteri; Cypriniformes; Danionidae
Exons: 4
Coding region: 1-813 (270 amino acids)
Source: RefSeq, a predicted model, not a curated record